AUGUCCUUCGCAGCCGGGCUGCGAGUAUCGGCACGAGCUCCAGCAGGGUCUGCAUCACCAAGCGGAUUGGAGCGACCGGACACCUCUGCUGAGGAGCUACGAGUGGAAUUUAGAAGAAUGACUUCAGAGCUCUCAGCGGCCCAACGCAAAAUCAAAGAACGCGAAAAGUCGUCUAACAAAAGCAGCGAUCUCGCUCGCAGGGAGAAGUCCCUCUCAGAAUGCAAGCUUAGCAACGCUAAGAGGGAGCUCAAGGCAGAGGCUGCAGAGCUGGACAAGGCUCAAAACCAGCAACGCCGCUUGGAGCACGAGAACGGGUCACUACAGGAGCGUAUCGCGCGUUGGGAGGAAGUCAAGAGAGUCGCUGAUGAGCAGCACAAAACAUCCGCACACGACCAGCACGAUGCUUUGGAAAGCAUGCGAAAGAAGCUCAAGAGGACAAACGAAGAGAUGGCUGACUUGUAUGGCUCCCUCGCUGCCCGCAAUACCCGCAUCAAGAUUCUGGAGACGCAAAGGUCUGCGGACAAAAGCGUCGCUGAAGAAGAGCUGCAAAAAGGCUGUGCAUCGUGCGCGAGAAGAGAAGGAUUUAGCGCUGCAAGAGCUACGUCUGAAUCUUUGGCGUGAAAUCAACAAGCUUGAAGACAAGCUGAGCGAGGUAAGCACAAGGCCCAGCAAUCGAUACUACGCUACAAGCAUAGCGCAACACUCACAAGCCGUGCGCCACUCAGAUUAGCGAGGAUUGCGAGGUCGGCCGUGAAUGGGAUUUGCAGGAAGCGAGGGACGAACGAACACAAGGCGACUCUUACGAUGCGGAUCCUUCACGUCGCGCCACGAGGAUUGCGCUCAGAAGAUUCAAGAAAAGACUUGAAGAUCGUGAAAGCGACGAUGAUGACUCCCCCAUUCGGUCCGACAGCCAGGAGUUACUUGAUACCUCGGCACAAAUGUGAGUCAAGCGCCGCUGACUCAUCCGCAUGCUACAGUCCACUGAAAAGCUAUCAUCACAGCGCAGGAUCAAUCUUACUCAAGGAAGGGCGCACCCUUGGCAAUGA
Messenger RNA from Ceraceosorus bombacis, 1046 nucleotides. NCBI's taxonomy places the organism in Eukaryota, Fungi, Basidiomycota, Exobasidiomycetes, Ceraceosorales, Ceraceosoraceae. The record is from the annotation of a GenBank genome assembly.